Blastomyces dermatitidis ER-3 is the source of this 1982-nucleotide messenger RNA. RefSeq lists its product as uncharacterized. The record is from RefSeq and is a predicted model, not a curated record. NCBI's taxonomy places the organism in Eukaryota, Fungi, Ascomycota, Eurotiomycetes, Onygenales, Ajellomycetaceae. The coding region runs from base 404 to 817 and encodes 137 amino acids. The transcript has a single exon.
ACAUAACUAGUUACUCCAAAAUGGAUUCAAGAAGAACGCAGUAAUAAUCCGUGAAUAGCAAACUUUUACACACCACCUUUCCCCACUCCCAUAAGCUAAACAGAUUCAGAGACAGUAUCCAAUUGUGGCAAAGGAACAUCGAUGUUAUCAGUAACAGUCAAGCUGAACCUUCACCCUUUCUCAAGUUCUUUUACGGCGGCUGGCUUGAAACAUACGACCCGUUUGGUGGCGAAGAGUACCGAAAGCAGAUGGUGGUCGACGACAAGGCUGUUGUGAUAGAAAUGCUAGAAUACUGCUACGGAGUAUAACCAACAGGUGCACCUAUUAUUCGAGGACACCCACACCCUCAUCCUCACAUUGGAUGUCACGGAGAGGGAGGAGCUUGAUUUAACCCAGCAAACCCAUGCUGCAUUUCUCAGAUCUACGCCACAGAGCUGCGUGUUCCCUGGCUGGCCAAUUUACAAAGCGUCAUCAGAAGAUAAAGCGACCCAAGCGGCGAAUUUGGAGACACCACAAACAUUUAUGUGCUUCCCACGCCUGCCGGAAUUGCAAAUCUCCGUCCUGCGCGAAGCUCUCACAUGUCCUUGAUCCUGUUCCGCUUACCAUGGCACAUGUCGCUGGGAUUAACUUGGACAUUUUGAAAGUGUGUAGACUCUUUUAUGAAGAAGGAUCCAAAAUAUUCUGGAAUGAAAACACGUUCCUGCCGCCGAAACCUUUGACUUUAGUGGCUGAAUUGGGAUGGGUCACCCCAAGUAAACCACGGGUGGUCUCCACAGAGGAAGGCCAAAUAUGUCGUCGAGUUGUCGUCCAGGUAUAACCAACCCGUUGUGGAUGUAGUGACAAAUCUUGUUCGUGAGCGCAGAGUAGCGGUCGUAGCAUCCGAUGAAUUUGAUAGCACAUCUGAAGCGCAAAGUCUCACUAGCCGAGUCCCAAGCCGCCAGGCAGGGCCAUUGCAGCAGAGGUCCAAUCGCAGGAACUUGAAUGAGGGUUUUCGCUCGUUGGUGAAAUCUUUUCAACGGCGGGCGUCGCGGAUUUUUGUUACAAAAUAAGCCUAGUACGGGGAUGUUUUGAGUUUUGAUAAAGAGACAGGAUAUGCAAACUAAACGGGCCACUUCCGCUGUGGAUGCGCGGUGAAUUGCGUUUUAAUAACCAGGAACUUCCCUGGCACAAUUGGUUCAAGAGUUUCGCGUUCAUGUCUUUCCUUGAAAAUGUCAGGUAGCUCUUGAAAAUACCCCUGGUGAACAUUGUAUUUAUUGUAUUUCACUGUCGUUGUAUACCCACCAGGCAUUCCUCGCUUAUCUUUCCUUGCCGCCCAUCUCGCUGGGAAUUUCUCUUCAUAUAGUCCCAUAUCCCAUAUACAAUUAUGCCUCUUCGUCUAAGCUGCCCAACACCUGCUGGAAACUCACAAACCACAUGGAAUCAUAUUUUCCACGCAUGGAGAAUGUAUCUCAAUAAUUUGUUCUCUCCCAUCGUAGCCUCCAGCUCAGUCAAGGUUUCCAACAUAGCGUCAUAUAACUGUAAAGCAACAUGCUUCGUGAAAUCUAAGCUCCCCGCAGCCUUCAUCUCGGAAAGUAUAUACGAUUUUAACUCGUCCGAAAGCUCGAUACCCGGCUCGCGAUGGAACAUUAACCCCUUAAUUCGGUCCUUCGCGACACUAUUCUGAAGCGUGUGUAUUAGAAUUAUCGAUAGCUUCCCCUCUGAAAGGUCGUCACAGAAACCCUUCAUGGCCAUGUACUGCAGGUGGAAGUGGGCAAAUCAAGUAAUAAUUAGCAUUUGAUUGUCUUGGGUGGGGGGUUGAAGAAUAAUGAUCGAAGGAAUGGGGACUUGAAUGAGGGUAAAAGAACAGAACUUACCUCGCUAGACUCCAAAUUCUGAUAAUCAUUCCAUAUCUGAUAGUAUCUUCCCAGUAGAUUAAUGAAAUGUGACAGCUUGGUGUCCGGGGCUGCUGGAUUCCCCGACUCUGCAGACAUUAACCUCAUCAC